GGGAAGAAUACCGGUAGCCGGCAGUGACUUCUCGCUCCGACCCUAUAGUUAUGACGACAACCCAAUCCCUGACUUUGAACUCAAAAACUUUAGUCUAGCUUUCGAGGACCAAACACUCAAACUACCAUACAUUAAAUAUGCUCAAAAGGUAAGUUUAUAUAAACUGAAACUAUUUGGUAGUCCGUGGUCAGCACCGGCCUGGAUGAAAAACAAUACCCGGCUAAAUAGGGGUGGGUAUCUCAUUGACAAACCCGGCGGCAAAUACUAUAAAGCAUUCGCUCACUAUUUAGUAAAAUUUCUUGACGCAUACAAAGCGAAUGGAGUUCCCAUUUGGGGCCUGACUAUGGAGAACGAACCCUUGCAUUCCGAUCCCAACUAUUCAUUCAAUAGUUUGGGUUUUACAGCAGAACUUCAGCGCGACUUUAUUAAACAGGAUUUGGGACCCAUUCUGGAAGAGGCCGGUUAUGGCGUCAAUACCACCAAACUUAUGAUAUUUGAUGAUAAUAUCAACCAACUGUUGCAAUGGGCGCAGACUAUAUUAGCGGACAGGGAUGCGGCCAAAUAUAUCUCAGGCACUGCUGUGCACUGGUAUGAGAAUAACGACACAAACAUCGCAAUCCUCGAUAAGGUUCAGGCGUUGGACGAAAUGAAGUUCAUUCUGAGCACUGAAGCCAGUCUUGCGGACCAUAAACUCGGAAACUGGGAAAGCCUUAACAGAUAUGCUGGCGAUAUAUUACGGGGUCUAAAACAUGAAACGGUAGGUUGGGUUGACUGGAAUAUGGUGCUUGACGUUCAGGGGGGUCCUAAUUGGGUGCACAACUACUGCGACGGACCCAUUAGUGUCAGUGCCAUCGACGAGGAGUACUACAAGAACCCGGUUUUCUACGGAUUGGGACACUUCAGCAAAUUUAUUGAACCCGAUUCCCGAAGAAUAGACGCCAAGGAAUCACAUGUCUUACAAAACUUAACCACAAUUGCAUUCAACAGACCCGACGGCGCCACUACUCUCAUAGCACUCAAUACCGGUCCCGAUAUUGUGAGCCUCACUAUAGUU
Molecule: messenger RNA, 1054 nt
Organism: Oppiella nova
Lineage: Eukaryota; Metazoa; Arthropoda; Arachnida; Sarcoptiformes; Oppiidae
Source: the annotation of a GenBank genome assembly